GCAUCGUGAGGAGUGAAGGAAGGGGAUUUUGAAGGUUAUAGACAGAAGACAAGAAAAGGAAUGGGGAGAUUGGAGUCCUAGGAGAGGGAAUUCCAGAGACUGGGAGGAAGGGAAGAAUACUUGGUGAAGGACAGAGGAAGAGUGCCUGGGGGUGGAACCGAUGGGGGUGGAACCGUGCAGGGAAGGAAGGAGAGGCAGGUGGAGGUGGGAUUGCCUGUUUGGGACCAGGAACCUCAUUUCAGAAGGGCCUUGGUAGGAUUGGAAGGGCCUGAGGUGUGAGAGGUAGGGACAGGGAUGCUGGGACUGGAUGAAGGGAGGGAGUUAGGAUUUGGAGUGUAGAGAUUGGGUUUUAUGUUAAAAAUUCUUGAGUUGGCAGGUAGAAGAACGGUGAGAGUGUCAGGAUGUAGGAGAAAUUGGCAUGUUCCUGGAGGGAAGUAGGGAGCUGGGUAUGGUGGGGCCUUUGAAGCUUUGGGGGAGGAGAGGGUAUGGGUGAGAAGGCAGGUAGGAAAGUGCACUCUGUAGGGAAAAAAAUGAGAGGAGUGGAAAAUUGAAUAAUGGUGGUGACACAGAACAACCAAGUUGCAACCAAGGCAAUGUCUUACUACCUCAACUCAAAAAACCACCUGGACCCAGGACCCAUCUAUGUACGAGAAAAUGGUCAGCUGCACAUGGUCAAUCUGGCCUUGGAUGGUGUCAGGAGUAGCCUGCAGAAGCCAAGGCCUUUCAGACUAUUUCCCAAAGGCUUCUCUGUGGAGCUUUGCAUGAACAGGGAAGAUGAUACUGCACAGAAAGAGAAGACUGAUCAUUUCAUCUUCACAUAUACCCGGGAGGGGAAUCUUCGGUACUCUGCCAAAUCUCUCUUCAGCCUCGUCCUGGGCUUUAUCUCCGACAAUGUUGAUCACAUUGAUUCCCUUAUUGGCUUUCCUGAGCAGAUUGCUGAAAAGCUAUUCUCUGCUGCAGAAGCCAGACAGAAAUUCACAGAGCCAGGUGCGGGGCUGAGGGCUUUACAGAAAUUCACAGAGGCCUAUGGAAGUCUGGUACUUUGCUCCCUGUGUUUGCGAAACAGAUAUCUGGUGAUUUCAGAAAAACUUGAGGAAAUUAAGUCUUUCCGGGAGCUGACCUGCCUGGAUCUUUCCUGUUGCAAGCUUGGAGAUGAGCAUGAACUUCUAGAACAUCUCACCAAUGAGGCCCUUUCUAGUGUAACUCAGCUCCACCUGAAAGAUAAUUGUCUGUCUGAUGCCGGCGUGCGGAAAAUGACAGCACCAGUUCGAGUGAUGAAAAGAGGCCUUGAAAAUCUAACAUUAUUAGACUUGUCUUGUAACCCUGAGAUCACAGAUGCGGGAAUUGGAUACCUCUUCUCUUUUAGAAAACUAAACUGCUUAGAUAUUUCUGGGACAGGGCUAAAGGACAUCAAAGCCGUCAAACACAAGCUCCAGACCCACAUAGGCCUUGUCCACUCCAAAGUGCCUUUGAAGGAAUUUGAUCACAGUAACUGUAAGACAGAGGGCUGGGCUGACCAGUGGGAACGUGUGACUUCAGAAGCUGUGAAGCCACGAGAAACCGGGGAGCCUCGAACAGCAGCUCAGCACUUCUAUGAGAAAACUGAAUCUCAGAGAGUUUCUUGCCCAAGGCCACUUCUCCAGGAAAUGGCAGAUGUGGGAUUUGAAUCCAAAUCUGUCACACUCCCACAUGGCAAGCGGGCUCGAGCCGAAGCCCCCGUGAAGUGUCCCCUGGCAGACACCCACGGGAACUCUUCUGAGAAGCUCCAGUUCUAUAAAGAGAAAGCUCCAGACUGCCACGGGCCAUUGUUAAAGCGCGAAGCCGUCUCAAGCCAGGAGUCAAAGAAGAGUAAGAAGAGAGCUUUUGAAGAGCCAGAGAAGGAACAGAGCAACUCUUCGCAGUCUUCAAAGCAGAAAUAUGUGUGUCUUGCUGUGGAAGACUGGGACUUGUUAAAUUCCUACUGAUUGGUAGAUAGGAGUUGACCUCUUUCCCCCUGACUCUCAUGUAUGAGCAAAGGGGGCUGAUGGUGUUUUCCUUUUUGUUUGACUUUACCUAUGGCAUUAGCAUAGCGAGCGGAUAUUUCUACUUUUGUGGUGGGGGAGGGGAAUGCUAUGGAAGUAUGUAAUAAUUUCUAAUGUAUAUUUUCAAUACAUAGUAAUUUUUUCAAAUAAACGUUUUUGCUGUCCUUAA
Messenger RNA from Mirounga angustirostris (Northern elephant seal), 2190 nucleotides. It is a transcript of the gene LRRC42, whose product is annotated as leucine rich repeat containing 42. Bases 555 to 1964 code for a protein of 469 amino acids. Lineage: Eukaryota; Metazoa; Chordata; Mammalia; Carnivora; Phocidae. Gene Ontology annotation, molecular function: protein binding. The record is from RefSeq and is a predicted model, not a curated record. The transcript has 9 exons.